Molecule: messenger RNA, 5603 nt
Organism: Ctenopharyngodon idella (grass carp)
Lineage: Eukaryota; Metazoa; Chordata; Actinopteri; Cypriniformes; Xenocyprididae
Product: odorant receptor 131-2-like
Exons: 1
Coding region: 2194-3153 (319 amino acids)
Biological process (GO): G protein-coupled receptor signaling pathway
Cellular component (GO): membrane
Molecular function (GO): G protein-coupled receptor activity
Source: RefSeq, a predicted model, not a curated record
CGAGCAAAUGGGAAUGCAAAAAUUAGGCUAUAUCUGCUCAGGGGAGUGUUUCCCAUACAACAACGUAACUCGCUGCUUAACUACCAUAGUACAAUGCAUUGUUGAAGAAAUCAACUAGUCACGACUGUUUCCCAAAACCACAUUUGUCGUUCAACCACACUGGUUAAUAAACGCAGGUGGUGGAUAAUAACUUUUUUUAAUUAAUUCUUUUGAGAUCAUAUUUGUAAUGCAGGGUGAAACCAAAAACAAAGGAGAGCUAGACCCAAAUGCAGUGAGUGGCCUAAUGGUUAGAGAAUCAGGCUGGUAAACCGAAGGCUGCGGGCUCAAUUCUCAAUGCCGGCAGGAAAUGACUGCGCUGCCCUUGAGCAAGGCACCUAACCCCCAAUCUCUCCCCGGGCGCCACAGCAAAAUGGCUGCCCACUGCUCUGGGUGCGCUCAUGGUUUGCAAUGUGUGUGUGUUCACUCUUCACUACUCCUAAUGUGUGUGCACUAACUUGGAUGGGUUAAAUGCAGAGGACAAAUUCCGAGUAUGGGCUACCGUACUUGGCCUUCACAUGUCACUUCCAAGCGAGCCACACGAGUCCUGAAAAGUGAAGCCAAAGCGUCUUGAUCACCCCCAGGUGGCUGGAUGCAGUAUAGGUCAUAAACCCCACCCUCCCCUUGCAAUGUAAUGGGACGUGAGACAAACUAAAGUCAAAUUACACAUCAAUUUAUUUAUUUAUUUUUUUCCAAAGAUGGUUUCUGUCAUUUUAGGCAGUUUUUAUCACGCUGAUGUUAGUUAAAGUGUUCGUUCUUUAAAUAAGUUUGUUUUUAGUUAGUUAUUUGAUGCUAUAAAAGUGUGGGUUUUAACGUCAUGAUUGACAGCUGAGAUUGACAGCUUCUCUGAGCUAAGUAGUCACUGAAGCACCAACAGACUUUUUUCUGGAUCUUCGGGAGGAGACCGGGGCUUUAACUUUAAUUUCUACAUUUCCAGAACUGUUUAUUUCACACCGACAUAAUGUGUUGUUCUGCAGUAUUAACUGAUUCUGCGGGAGUGUGGGCAGGACCUUGAUAUCGCGGCUCCACUUCACGCUCACUACUGCGCAGACUCGGACUCCAAGUUCACUAUGCGCAGACUCGAUGACUCAAGAUGUCAGCGCUAUAUUGGCACACUGGUGGUUUCAUUUACUACAAUGGAAGAGAGUGAAGGUGCGUCGUCCAUCUUUUUUUACAUUCUAUGGUCCCAUCACUUUACUUCACUUCUAGAGCUUUAUUGACAAAAAUGAACAAAAACAAAUAAAACAUGAAGACCAGAGAACCAGGAACAGAAUGAGCGCACCAAACAUAACAUCCAUGUAGGAACAAGACUCGGCAAAGAACACAAGAAGUUUUAAAUACACAAAAGCAAACAAGACAUACCUGGGAAUAAUCUCUGAACUAAUCAACACAAAAAACUACAAAGGACUACAAAACAUGGCACAGAACAGGAAAUAAGUCCACACAAGACCAGUGGAACACAGGCCGAGAUCAUGACAGAAAUAAUGCCUGUCAUUUCAACCACACAACUUUGCGAUGCUGUUGCCAAUGUUUGUUGGAUCUAUGGUUUCAGGAAACACGACUCGUUAAACUAUGCUGAUAACAAUGGAACUUGCAACCGUAAUUGGCUAACACUCCAUUAAAAACUCUUUAAACUCCAUUAAUACACAAAUUGAAGGAGAUAUUAUAUAUAUCAAUUUCAUUAACUGACCAUCUGUUCAUGCAAUUAGCUUUUCCCAACUGUGAGAUCAGAGAAAUGUUUUGCCUAACUGGGAAAAUGUCUGAGGUAAAUGCACAGACUGUCUUAUAACUUCACGAAUUCAAGACAUAUUUCCACACAUAUGCACAAGGAAUCAUAAAUCAAUGGGAUUUGCUAUAGGAUACUUGAUGCUGUUAGUCAGGCACUUAUUGGUGAAAUAUACACCAAGGGUUACUGUUUUUUUUUUUUGUUUUUUUUUCUCUCAGUCAUUUUGACACACACAAACCAGCCACUGGGAUUCCAUACGUAGUUCAUGACAGAUGCUUUACAGAUAUUUAAAGUGUGAUACUCUCUGAUCAUUCUCAGUACCUUCAACAACAGAGGUGACACAAGCCUGGAGAUUUGCAGUUACAAAGACUUUAUUGAUCGCAGUAUUAUUCAGUGUUUUAUAACAGCAUUUUUUGUCUUUUUUAUUGAAUAUGUCUGAUUUUAAUGAUUCUAAAUCUAACAUCACUCAGACUAUAUCACCAGUGGAUCGAGAUUUGAAAACAUUUUUGUCUGUGUCCUCAUGUGUUAUUUUCCUGUAUGUCAAUGGAGUCAUGAUCUUCACUUUGAGGAAAAAGACUGUUUUUCAGGAGGCAUCUCGCUACAUUUUGUUUGGUCACAUGCUUUGGGUCGAUACGCUCAACCUUGUUAUGAGUGUACUGUUGUUUGUGCUGGCUGUUUGUAGGCUUUUUGUUAUGAAAAUUGUCUGCCUUAUACUUCUUGUUGCUGCGACAGCUCUCUAUCAGGUCUCUACAUUAAAUUUGGCUUUGAUGUCACUGGAGAGGUAUGUGGCCAUCUGCAUCCCUCUCAGACAUGCAGAAAUCACCACCUACGGAAGAACUAACAUGGCCAUUGGUGUUGUUUGGAUGUUAAGCUGGAUUCAAUCCCUAUCUGAGAUUAUUAUCUUUUAUUCCAGUGAUACCAACAUAGCAAUGCAUUUGUUCUGCUCAAGAACUACUCUCUUUAGGCUGCAGUUCUACAAAAAAAUUGAAAUUGCUUUUACAUGUAUAUUUUUUGUAUCUGUGUGUUUUGUUAUUAUCUUUUCUUAUGCUUCUAUAGCAAGUGUGGCUAAAUCAGCCUCCUGUGAUAAAAUGUCAGCCAAAAAAGCCAACAAGACUGUUCUGUUGCAUCUAAUACAGCUGGGUCUCUGUGCUGCAUCCAUUUUAGUUGGAGUUAUUCAAGAAGUCAUUUAUGUUUAUACUGACUAUAUGACUUCAUUGAAUGUGAUGUAUUUUUGCUUUGUAGUGUUUAUGAUUUUUCCAAGAUGUCUAAGUCCUCUUAUAUAUGGCAUGAGAGACCAGGCCUUUAGCUCUUUAUUCAAAUACUACUUUACAUUUGGUCUCAAAAGAAAAAACAGUUGUAUUACAAAGAUACAUAUAUCAGGAGGCGGCUGAAAAAUACUAUAUACUAUAAAAAUCAUGGUAAAACCUGUUGAAAUGUUAUCUAAAAGGCUUUAAUAGAUCAUGUUCUUUUGUUAUUAAGAUACAAAAGAAUAUUUAUAUAAUGAGAUAUUGGAGAUCAACCAUACAAAAAUAACUGACCUUUGGCAAAUCAUGCAACCUUGUAUUUAACAAACAUUAAACCUUUAUCACAAUUUGGCAGUGCAGUAACCACAGAUAUGAGAAGGUGUUUUGUAAGGGUUGUUUUAUUUGUCCAUGUUUUGCACUCUUUCCAGCCAUAUAUCAUACAGUUACAGUUACUACUGAGUUAUGGAACAUAAGUGACAUCAAAGUGUUUUGAAAGUAAAACAAUGAGAAAAACAAAAUGGUGUCAAUUACUACUGACUACUUAAUAAAACAUUUUUUUGUUGCCAACAUGAUUAUGUAGAUAGGAAUGAAUUUUAUAUGCAAUUCAGAUUGCUGCAGAGGAGUGAAUUACUUUUCACUGAUAGAUUUUGAAUUUAUCCAUAUAUACUGACAAAUGUUUCCAUUACACUGUCAAUCAUUUUACAUUAGCUUUACAAACUAGCUUUUGCUGGAAUCCUGUAAAGUUAAACAAAUGUGCACUUUGUGCAGCAAUUUUAUAUAACAUAUACAACAUAUUAUAUAUUAUUUGAUCAUAAAAAAAGAAAUGUAAACUGGUGCAUGUGUAUGUGUGCAUGAUCUGGAGAGCAAACAACACUUCUUUUUUUACAUUCAAAAAUACAUUCAAAGCCAUGUCAAAGCACUUUCUGCACAAAACUCAGUGGUCAUCAACCUGGGCUGUAAAUACUAUUGCAGGUAUUGCAUUGAACUCACCAUUCUUAUUUAUGCAGUUAUAAAUGCUCAAAAACCAUUAAAAUACAUUUGAAAAUUACUUGUUAGUCAUUAAUUAACACCUUUAUAAACCUUGUUGUAGUGUUACUGUACAUAAAAUGUACACAGUUUGUAAUAAGACAAUCGGCUUAAUGCAUUGUUCAUUAUACAGGGCUCUAUGUGCGCCUAUUUCACUCGCAUUUGCUCCUGAAAAUAACUGCGUGCGACUGUGAAAAAAUAUUUAGGCGCACUGGCGUGAGUGACCCAAUCGAUUCUCAUGAAUAUAUCUACAAUCGGAAUAAAAAAUACAACUCCCAAAAUUUAUAUACUAUAAAAAAAAAAAAUUAAAACGACGGUGGGGGAGGUGCCGCAGUCAUUGUGGGCAAGUGAUAUAACCAGUGUUGCGGCUGAACACCGGUAACACAGUCGAUCUUAGCAAGCCUAAUAUGUGUAAAUUAAGUACUAUCACACAAGUAUACUCCUGUUUCUCCGAGUAUUGGCAUGAUUACAACUGUGAUACUUACUGACCCAGCAAGCAAUAGCUGUCAUUUCACUGUCUCGGUUAACUAUAGACCCGAUAUAGUCUGGCUAUGAGUAACUCACUUUUAGCCAAAAUAAUCUUUCAUUUGGUUUUGCCAAAAUAACUUGCGAGAUGUAUGAUAUUCUAUCAUGUAAGCGAAGUCAACAGUGAUUACAAGGUGGUUUCAUAUCUUUGGCGUGUUCUAUGCGUAGACUGUGCAUAGCCACGAUUUAGCUCGUAGUCAGACCAGUUGUCUGCCGAAUUUCUACUCCCUGCCAAAUUAUUACUCCCUUGUUGAAGUCGCUAUCUGAUUGCCUAAUCCUAACCCCACCCCUAAUCCUAACCCCUCCUCCACACCUAAUCCUAAACCUACCAAUACUAGGGGGGUAAUAGUUUGGCAGGGGUAGGAAUUCGGCACCACACCUGUUAUUUGUAGCCCACCUUUAGUCAAUCCUGAUUUAUUGUAGUUUUUGGACAGGAAGUGCAUGAGAUGGUUGAUAUCCCAUCAUGUUCGCAAUGUCAAUGAUUAGGGAUGCACCGAUACCAUUUUUUAAGGACCGAGUACGAGUACGAUACUUUUUUUACUGGUACUCGGCCGAUACCGAUACCGAUGCCUAUACAUUUAUUUUUUUGUUUAUUUUUUUUUUUGGUGAUGUUGCAGUUUUCCAAGCACAACACAGUGAGACGAAUGAAUGUAGGACAGCUUCUUUAUUAUUACUCUAAUGAAAAAAGUAAUAAUUUUUAUGUGCUUGUCACAAACUUAAAGAACAAAAAUUUCACGGUGUCCAAUAACCUUCAGAGGGCAUAAUUACCAAUAUAUAUAAUUGUUGUUAUAUAAAAAGAAAGUUACAAACAAAUUACAAACAAGACAACAAAUACUAUAGAGAUACAAAUUAAAUAAACUUGUUUUUCAGAUACAGUAGGUUUAUUUACCAUGUAUACAUUUAUUUAGCAUCUUUUGUUGUUUUAUUAACAUUAAUGACAAAUAUAGGCUACGGUCCUUUUAAGACCGAAUCCAUGGAUACUGACACAUAUCCUGUUUUCACCCAAAUGUUUAUGUCGACUUAAGCCAUAACCGACUGUAUUUACG